CAGUAUGUAUACUCUGUUCAAAAUAAGACGAUGACCCGGCGGCGACCAGUUUUUGUCGGGCGGCGGUCAGACUCCACCCAUGAGCAUCGAUCACGUGACCGAGGCUCUGGUGGGAUGUGCACGCCGCGUGAAGUGGAUGUGCGUGCGUGCGUCAUGCAUACGGCGCUGGCGAAUGUGCGUAUGUGCGUUGUGCAUUAUUUGGUGGGUUUUAUUGGAAUGUGCGUCCCUUAGAGGACAAAAAGAACAACUAAAAGAACACCUGCUUGAUAUCCCCCUGCAGGAUGUGCGUCGGCAGCACUAUCUUACAUUGUACAUUUCACUGAUACAACGCAUUUGUGCUGUGAUCUCUGUUGUAACACCACCGUAUUUGCUUAUAUUUGUCUCUGUGUAAUAACUAUACCAUACUAUUUUUUUAUUUUUUUUAUUACGUUGUUUACAAAUUUUACGUAAAUCAAUUUACAAUGAGUGAUUGUUUAGAUGAGGUUCCUGAAAUGGAGAAUAUGGACGAUACUAUUUCACCAAAAAGAAUAAAUGUACCAGGAAAAGUGAUACUGAGUCGUCAAAAAAUGAUGAUUGUCAAUUUAUACAAGGACUUAACAAUGAAAAACCCAGAUAUGCAGUACAAGAUAAUGAUGGCUGAAAUUUCGAAAACAUUGGGCAUUGGCUUGAAUUCAGUGCGUAAAAUCAUUUCUGAAUAUAAGACUACCGGAAGUGUCAAAUCUCCUGAUAAGAAACGCAGUAAGAAGUGCCUGUUCGAAAAGAUUGACGAUUUAGAUCGAAAUGCGUUACGUCAAAAGGUACAUAGUUUUUGGUUAAGAAAAGAAUUACCUACGAUCGACAAAAUUUUGGAAGCAGUGAAUGACGAUCCAGCGCUUCCCAAUUACAAACGUACCACGUUGUAUACAAUUAUAAAAAAAUUAGACUUCGUCUUCACUAAAAGGAAGAGAUGCAGCGUUUUAACAGAGAGGGAAGACUUGCUUGUUUGGCGUCAAAACUACAUCUACGACAUUCGUAAAUACCGAGAAGAAGGUCGCACGGUAUACUACCUUGACGAAACCUGGGUAAAUGCAGGUGAUUGUGUUGAGAAAUUAUGGGUCGACAAAACCAUUCAGUCAAAACAUGAUGCGUUCAACAGAGGUCUGACAACUGGUGCGAAGAACCCGACAGGUACGGGUAAACGAUUGAUUGUGUUGCACAUUGGGUCGCAUAAAGGCUUUUUAGAAGGUGGCCUUUUAUGUUUUCUGUCGAAGAAAAAUAGUGGCGAUUAUCAUGAUGAAAUGAAUGGUGACCAUUUUCAUGAAUGGUUUCAGUCAAUAAUUCCUCGUCUCGAACAAAACUCGGUCAUUGUGAUGGACAACGCCCCAUACCAUUCAGUAAAGACUGAAAAAAUACCGACAUCUUCAUCAAAAAAGGACGACAUUUUAUUGUGGUUGAAAUCAAAAGGUGUUGUUAUUGAUAGGCCAAUGUUUAAACCACAAUUGCUCACAAAGGUCAGAGAAAUAAAAUCCAAGUAUACGUCAUAUGUUGUCGACAACAUGGCAAAAGACGCCGGGCACACAGUAUUAAGAUUACCACCUUACCACUGUGAGCUAAACCCAAUUGAAUUAGCAUGGGCAAUGGUGAAAACCUAUGUUAAACAAAAUAAUACGACAUUCAAAAUUGAUGACGUUAGAGUUCUCUUAAACACUGCAAUUGAACGUGUUACCAGUGAAAACUGGCAAAAUUUCAUUCAACACGUGAUAAAGGAGGAGGAGAAAAUGACCGAAGUCGACCGAAAUAUGGACGAAAUUAUUGACAACUUGGAACCCUGCGUACUCACAAUAACAGGCGAGACUUCCGAUUCUUCCGAUUUUUAAUUGUAUAUAAUUUGUAAAAAUUGUUUUAAUUUAUUAUGUAAUUUAUUUUGUAUACACAUUUGUGAUAAUUAUUUUGACGAUCGUUUUAGAGAUUUAUAAUAUAUAUAUUAAAUACAAUUAUAUUGUGUUUAAAAAAUAAUAUAAACAAAAAUAGUUUUAAUUUAUGAAUUA
This is a messenger RNA of Metopolophium dirhodum (rose-grain aphid), 2027 nucleotides long. RefSeq lists its product as uncharacterized. The transcript has 2 exons. Lineage: Eukaryota; Metazoa; Arthropoda; Insecta; Hemiptera; Aphididae. Gene Ontology annotation, molecular function: nucleic acid binding. The record is from RefSeq and is a predicted model, not a curated record. The coding region runs from base 462 to 1856 and encodes 464 amino acids.